AUGUGCUCGUUGUCGUCGACGUCGUCCAGCGCAGCACCAGGGCACGAGAUCAUAAUCGUACCCGACGUCGGCGAACCCGGACGGCAGGAGCUGCGGCAGCAAUGUUACGACGUCCGCAUCGACGUGUUCCACCACGAGCAAAAAUUUCCGCUCGACACUGAAAUCGAUGACUUGGACGAAACGGCGACACACAUCCUGCUCCGGCUGGUACCCAGUCUCACGCCCAUUGGCACGAUCCGCUGCUCUCGCAAUGACACGCAGGGCUACUAUAAGCUGAGUCGCUUGGCCGUACUGCAAGAUUACCGACAGUACCGCUUCGGGCGUAAACUGGUGCUCGCGCUGCACGAUUACGUGCGGCAGGACCUUGCGCAGUGCGGUCGCGCUUCCACCACGGUCAAGGCGCAUUCCCAGAUCCCGGUGAAAGGCUUUUAUGCAAAAUUUGGAUAUUCGCCUGAGGGAGACGAAUUCGAUGAAGAUGGUGCGCCUCAUCAGCUGAUGGUUGCCCGCGUGUCUCUAUCAGAUUGA
Messenger RNA from Sparassis crispa, 525 nucleotides. Its product is annotated as acyl-CoA N-acyltransferase. The coding region runs from base 1 to 525 and encodes 174 amino acids. The transcript is spliced from 4 exons. Gene Ontology annotation, molecular function: acyltransferase activity, transferring groups other than amino-acyl groups. The record is from RefSeq and is a predicted model, not a curated record. NCBI's taxonomy places the organism in Eukaryota, Fungi, Basidiomycota, Agaricomycetes, Polyporales, Sparassidaceae.